AUGGAUUCUGAAGCGAGAGUGGUGAUACGCUCGAAAGCGUCAAAAGAGGCCAAAGAAGCCAAGGAGGCCAAAGAGGCGAAGGGGUCCAAGGACUCCAAGAAGAAGCCGAGCCGUUCAGGGGAGACAUCGUCGGCCAAGAAGACAAGGAUAUCGCCCAAAGAAGUGAUUGAAGCGGCAUCCAAGGUUGAUUUUACCGAUCGGAAAGAAAGAGAGGUCUUUGAGAGGGACUACAAGCAGAGUUAUAUGCGUCCUUUGAAGUACAAGACCGUUCUACACAUCCUAGCCGACAAUGAAGACUGGGAUGAGGAUACAUACUGGUCAAGCGAAAUGUUGCGCCAGUUUCUAGAUUGGUUUCUUGAGAUCAACCAUGACUUGUUGGAGAAGAAGAAUGGGGACGACUACACCCCGUUACACCUAUCCCUUGUACGCGGCAACGCUAUUUUUGUCGACGCUCUGCUGAGAGACCGCAAACUCAAGAAUCUGAGCAAAGUUCUCCCAAGCACGUGCCAAUAUGGCAAUCCACUACAUCUGGCAAUCAAGAAUCGACUGCCCAUUGGUCACCUGAUGAUGAUGGUGGACAAGUGCACGCAAUUCGAGGGCAUGUUCACAAAACGCGAAGAGAAAACCGGACAGACGCCGCUCCAUAUUUGCAUGUCCAUGGACUUGAAAAAGAAUGAUGAGGAUGAAGGAGAAGAUGACCACGACCUUGGUAAUGAGGAGAGCGAAAGUGACGGCGAAGACGAAGAAAGUACAGAAGAUGACGAGUCCCAUGGAGGAGAUAGCGAUGAUGAUGAUUAUGAGAAGAUUGACGAAGGCGGUGGGGCAAAGUCCGCGUCGACGAUAUACCGAGGUGGAAGCAAACACUCUACACUGACUAGGACACCGUCUGGGCUUGAUCCUCUCCCGAUCCGCACCAAUACAACAGGACACAACUCCAAAGUGGUGACAGUCCAGUCACCAGCAACGCCAGAACAAGGCGAAGCCGAUUUCAAGGCUACUCAGGAAUUCCUCAAAGUAGUCGAAUUGCUCGUACAAAAGCAUGAGUCUGUCUUGGAGACACUUAAUAAAGCCUCUCGAACCCCGUAUCAGGAAAGGAUACAUCAAUUAGAGCACCACAUCAAAACCAAGGAAAAGAACGUUGACGAGAAACAACUCCAACUUCGGAUCACAAAAGACCCCAUCGCUUCGUACAUACGAUUGCACUGCGUGAGAAAUUUCGAUCGGGAUCGGAUCAUGCGUUGUCUAUAUCGUCCAGGGCAAGAACGUCACAUCGAGUUUGAUCUGGGCGGAUUCCCACAUGCAACAAUUUCGGAGGACUACCUCGAAAGAUUGAAGAGCCAUUUGAAAUUUGAGAGCAUCUUGAAAUAUGUUGCGAUCCCAAAGUUGACGAUGGAUUAUCCAAUACGUAAGACUAAAACAAAAAGGACGAGUGUCAAGAAAGGUCUCUCGGAUUUGACAAACGUUUUCAAGUGGUUGGAAAACAACGGCGUCGAGCGGAUCGUAAGGGUCAUGGUCCUAGACGAUAGAAACCCUUCUCAUUCCGACACCAGUAUUCAACAAGCUCUUUCUCGCUUUCAAAUCGAGACAUGGGACUGGAAGAAGCUGGAUCUGAACACUGAUGUUAUUUCCAAUUCGACCAAAGUCGUCCGCGAAAUCUCUUUAUACUCAUCUGGAAAUAAUGCAGUCCUCAUGGGAUGGUCAAGCAGCCAGGGACUUCCAAACCCGAUCAAGUUCCCCAGUGGCCUCGAAGACAAGGAGACUUUGAACUCAUACAUCAGCAACUUCAAGACGGCAAUCUCUGACGCGACUCAGGACAGAGUAAAGGUUCAAGAGAUACAUGACGACGAAGACAACAGUUAUACUUCUGAAUUCAAGAAUUCUGGCGGUGCUACGCAAUUGGAUAAUACUUGGAUCGACUCUCUGGCAAAGUUCUCGGAUUUCCUCAGAAGUGCUCCAACGGCUGAGGAAAUCAGCGAGAUCAAGAUCGCUGUCAUUGACGAUGGUGUCGACGCAUCGCUGGCUGUGUUUGACGAUAAGAUCAAGAUUGGAAAGUCAUUUUGCCUAUAUGCCAAUUCUGAGGACCUCCGAAGUCCUUAUUAUAUCCCAUCUGGCAACCAUGGUACUUGCAUGGCGACUAUAAUAUGCCAAUUGUGUCCCAAAGUCUCUCUAUACGUGGCAAGACUCGACGAGAGAACGAGUGCUGAUGGUAAACAUCGGCAGGUCACGCCAAAGUCAGCAGCAGAGGCCAUUCGUUGGGCCACAGAGUGCGGCGUCGACAUGAUCUCAAUGUCUUGGACGAUUGAAACACCGGUGGAGGGCAAUAAAGACAUGGAGUCUCUCAAAGCUGCGGUUACAGAAGCUGCGCUUAAGGGCAUUCUCAUGUUCUGCUCCACUAGUGACCAAGGCAAAAGCACAAAGGACUACUGCUACCCAGGCGACUUUCCUGACCCAUUUCGUAUCGGUAGUGCCACCGACACAGGCGAACCCAGCGCCUGGGUCAAUCCCGAAAAGGUCGACUUCCUGCUGCCCGGAAAGAAUAUUCCCUUCAAGAACAAUGAAGGCAAAAUUGUUUCGUUCGAAUCAGGCAGCUCGGUCGCCACAGCAGCAGCCACUGGCCUGGCGGGUCUACUUGUCUGCUGCAGCCGGCUACUGAAGGAGGAUGGUGCAUCCAUGCUCAAGAGUGAACACAUGAAAAAAGUGUUCACAAACAUGUCACAAUCGUCAGGGUCAAAGAACCACUUUCCACGGGCACGGGAAUUUGUCAACAGGUUCAAGAGAUUUUACGAGUCGGCGAGGACCGGGAAAUCUAUCAACUCGUCAUCUGUGUCUAGCAGCUUGCCUGCAAUCUGGGAUGACAAAUGUGACUUUGCGCUGAAACGCGUGAUAGACAAUCUUCGAGACGCUUAUUAG
Molecule: messenger RNA, 2910 nt
Organism: Pestalotiopsis fici W106-1
Lineage: Eukaryota; Fungi; Ascomycota; Sordariomycetes; Amphisphaeriales; Sporocadaceae
Exons: 6
Coding region: 1-2910 (969 amino acids)
Biological process (GO): proteolysis
Molecular function (GO): serine-type endopeptidase activity
Source: RefSeq, a predicted model, not a curated record